AUGCAAGUGUUGAGAGAGUUAAAAGCUGCAGAGCAAUGUGGUAAUAUAUGCUUUCCACCAAGGGCUGCAUCUAGUGAAUUUAUAGAAGAAGCAAUCAAUGGAUUGUCCAAAGACAUCUCUCCAAACAAUUUUAUCGAGUCAGCAUGUGCAGUGUGUGCCCAGUUAGUGCCUCAAAAAUUAUUGUCAUCCAUAUCUGAUGAAGAAUAUGAUGAAAAUCUUCUACACAAUAAUGAUCCAAUCACUAGAUGUGAACAGUUGAAAUUAGCAGACCCAAUACUGGACAUCACUGGCCCUAUCCUUCUUCCUGGCUGUAAGGAUAUUUGUCAAUCAUGCUUAUCUGAGCUCAAAGAAGGUUGUACCCCUGCAGAUAGUCUGGCAAAUGGUUUGUGGAUUGGAGAAGUCCCACCCCAGCUACAAAACCUGAGUUUUACUGAGAAAAUGCUGAUAGCACGUGUAAAGCAUAACCACUGCAUUGUCAAGGUCCACAUGUCAGGCAUGUCCAAGCUACGUGCUAAUGUGGUCAGCCAUUCACUUCCCAUGCCCAAGAUAUAUUCUGUGCUUCCACCUAGAUGUGAGGAAUUGAGUGAGGUAUUAGCAUUCUUAUAUCUUGGACCUAAUCAGCCAACCUCCAAAGAGUAUAAGCGCACACCCAUGCUCGUACGGCGUAACAAAGUGGCUGAUGCACUUGAAUGGCUAAAACUCAAUCACAUUGACUAUGCUGAUCUUAAGAUAUCUUAUGACAACAUCAAUUUAUAUCCUGAGGAUGAGCCACCUGUGAUCGUAAAUUACUCAAAGAGCAUGGAGUCCAAUGUAGAUCCUGAAGCGUCAGCUGUAAAUGCAAGUGAAGAAGAUGAAGGUGCAGAUGAUGGAGCCUGUCCUUUUGUUGUGCAUGGAUUGACAGGAGCAAGCCUUGAACACAUGGGAAAAGUCAGACCAUACGAGAUCACUGCACGAGCUAUCACUUCAAAUCAGGAGGCAAAGUACUUGGUAUAG
Messenger RNA from Trametes versicolor FP-101664 SS1, 993 nucleotides. RefSeq lists its product as uncharacterized. The transcript has a single exon. Lineage: Eukaryota; Fungi; Basidiomycota; Agaricomycetes; Polyporales; Polyporaceae. The record is from RefSeq and is a predicted model, not a curated record. The coding region runs from base 1 to 993 and encodes 330 amino acids.